AUGGCGGACAAAGAAAUCUACUCUGCGACCUACAGCAAUGUUCCCGUCUAUGAGCUCAAGGUCGCCGGUGACCAUGUGAUGCGCCGCCGGUCUGACAAUUGGGUCAAUGCGACGCACAUACUGAAGAUUGCCGGUUUCGACAAGCCCGCGCGGACAAGAAUCCUCGAACGUGAGGUGCAGAAGGGUGUCCAUGAGAAGAUUCAAGGCGGAUAUGGAAAAUAUCAAGGCACAUGGGUUCCUCUGGCCGAAGGCCGGGCGCUGGCCGAGAAGCAUGGUGUUCUCGAUCGCACCGCCCCAAUAUUCGACUUCGUUCCAGGGGACCGCAGCCCUCCUCCCGCUCCCAAGCAUACCACCGCUGUAUCGAAUCGUCCAAAGCAGCCGAAACAGCCUGUUGCUCAACGAAAAGCGCCGACGCAGCCGAUUCCGCAUUAUCCCCCAGUGGACGGCUAUGAAACUGCCAGUGUCCAUUAUAAUGGGACAGAAAGCCGAGAGCAUUCGCCGGAGACCGCCUCAUUCAUGGCAGAGGAUGAUUUCCUUCCCCUUUCCCAAAAUUCCACGGCUUCGAGAAAGCGAAAGCGAGACUUGGAGGAAAUGGCUCCCACUACAUCAGACCUCGAACAUACCCUGUACGGCGACGAGCUACUGGAUUAUUUUGUGACCGCUGGUGACGACCCGGCUGCCUCCAACAUCCUGCCCCCAGAGCCACCGGCGAACUUCGAUGUUGACCGGCCGAUUGAUAAUCUGGGUAAUAAUGCUCUGCACUGGGCCUGUGCCAUGGGAGACAUUGCUGUUGCACGGGACCUCCUCGCACGCGGCGCAAAUCCUGCUGCUCAGAACAAGAGCUCGCUGGAGACUCCCUUGAUCCGGGCUGUUUUGUUCACCAACAACUACGACAAGAAGACCUUCCCCAAAAUCGUGCAGGCGUUGGCUGGAACAAUUGUGGAGCGAGACGUCUACGGUGCAACUGUCUUCCAUCAUAUCGCCGAGUCAGCGCGCUCCCGGGGCAAAUGGAGUUGUGCUCGGUACUAUUGCGAAGUCUUGAUAAACAAGAUGCACGAAAUGGGCUCAAACUACGUUCAAGCGCUCCUUACCUCCAUUGACCACAAUCACGACACCGCAGCACUGUGUGCUAUCCGCAACGGAUGUGUCAAAGUCGCAACAUUCCUCCUCAACCAUUGUCCUGAAGCCGGAGAUAUCCCGAAUCUCAAGGGAGAAACGGCCAACGAGUACCUGCGGGCACUUCGAGAGAAGAAAGAAAGCCUUCAGCAGCCAGGCUCUUCCCCACCACGUGCCGGAGAGUCUUUUGCGUUGAAGCAGUCUCGCCGUAAGCGACAGAAGGAAGCGCUGUCCCGCGCUGCGUCAUUGGUGCUCGACAAGAUCGUCCCUCUCAUGGACGCAGGCAGCUUCAAAUUGGCCGACAUGUACGAUGUGCAGAUGGCGGAGAAGGACACAGAAAUCACGGAAGCCAAGCAUGCACUGACCGAGCUCGAGAACCAGCGGCACAAGAUCCGACAAGAGACCUUCUCGCUGAUGGCGAAAGUCGAGGAUGUGUCCAAGAUCCCCAUGUUGAAACAGGAAUACGACGCAUGUCUGCGCGAGGUAGAGUCUCUCCUCGAACAGAGAGAGCACGCCACCCUACAGAAUGAGGUGUUCCAGCAAGACCAGCAGACGAGUCCCGAAGCGUUCCGUUUCCCCAAUACAUCGCCGUUGUCGCCUGAUGAAAUUCGUGUAGUGGUACCAUGGGCGAUUGAGCUCAACAACCAACAGAAUCUGCGCCGACAGUUGGUCAGAGACAUUGCCAAACUGAUGAGUGAUGCGGGUGCCAACGAAAAGGUGGGCAAGCACAGAAAGCUCGUGGCGAUUGCGACUGGGCUUAAGGAGGACGAACUGGACGGCAUGUCGGUCGAGUUGUUGGAAAGUUUGCAAGGAAACCAGGCUGGUAAGACACCGCAAACGCCUCCGCACGCUCCGGAUGAGGUUCAGGCAUGA
Molecule: messenger RNA, 1989 nt
Organism: Fonsecaea erecta
Lineage: Eukaryota; Fungi; Ascomycota; Eurotiomycetes; Chaetothyriales; Herpotrichiellaceae
Exons: 3
Coding region: 1-1989 (662 amino acids)
Cellular component (GO): SBF transcription complex; MBF transcription complex
Molecular function (GO): DNA binding; transcription regulator activity; protein binding
Source: RefSeq, a predicted model, not a curated record